AUGGGGUCUAAGAAAAAACAAAAAGUCUUAGCAGUUGAGUCUAAGAAGGCAGAUGAAAACUUCACUGUCUCAAACUUUACCUAUGAUCGUGGUAGGGUCCGAGAGCUUGCUGCUCAUAUGAUACUUUACCAUGAAUAUCCAUUCUCUAUGAUGGAGCAUGUGGUAUUUAAUAAAUUCAUGAGUGCAAACACUCCAUAUUGGAAAAAAAUGCCACGGGCUCUUGCAAAGAAAGAAUGUAUGAGAACUUAUGAGAAUGAAAAGGCUAAGUUAAGGACUUUGCUUAAACAUGUGAAUAAAGUUCAUAUCACAACUGACAUGUGGACUUCCUGUCAAAAACUUUCAUAUAUGGUAGUGACAGUUCAUUUUAUAGAUACUGAUUGGCAUCUUCAGCGGCGUGUGUUGAACUUUUGUAAUGUGCCACAUCCACAUACUGGCCUUCUUAUUGCUGAUGCUCUAGAAAAGUGUUUCCAAACUUGGGGGAUUGAGAAUAAAAUUAGUUUAAUUACUAUUGACAAUGCUAGUUCUAAUGAUGUUGCCAUUCGGAUCUUGAAAGAUGAUUUUAGGUUGAAGAGAACAUUGACUGUAGGUGGGAAACUAUUUCAUGUACGUUGUUGUGCACAUAUAACAAAUUUACUUGUACAAUAUGAAUUGGGGGAGAUUAGGGAUAUUGUUGAUUGUGUAAGAGAUGGUAUAAAAUAUUUGGUAGCAUCAGAGAAUAGGCUAAAACAGUUUAGUGAAAUUGCAAAACAGUUGCAAUUGCCUUCAAAGAAACUGAUUUUAGAUGUGUCUACAAGAUGGAACAGCACUUAUUUAAUGUUGGAUGCUGCAAUUCAGUUCAAAGAAGUUUUCUCUAGAUAUGGUGAUAGAGAUAGAUGUUUUGAAUGGGUUCCAACUGUUGAAGAGUGGGGGCAAGUUGAAAAUGUUUGUUAA
Molecule: messenger RNA, 930 nt
Organism: Carya illinoinensis
Lineage: Eukaryota; Viridiplantae; Streptophyta; Magnoliopsida; Fagales; Juglandaceae
Product: zinc finger BED domain-containing protein RICESLEEPER 2-like
Exons: 1
Coding region: 1-930 (309 amino acids)
Source: RefSeq, a predicted model, not a curated record